Messenger RNA from Argiope bruennichi, 2473 nucleotides. Its product is annotated as transforming growth factor-beta-induced protein ig-h3-like. Gene Ontology annotation, biological process: cell adhesion; extracellular matrix organization. NCBI's taxonomy places the organism in Eukaryota, Metazoa, Arthropoda, Arachnida, Araneae, Araneidae. The record is from RefSeq and is a predicted model, not a curated record. The transcript is spliced from 13 exons. Bases 416 to 2377 code for a protein of 653 amino acids. Gene Ontology annotation, molecular function: cell adhesion molecule binding. Gene Ontology annotation, cellular component: extracellular matrix.
GGGAGAAUGAAGGUUCAAAUCGCAGCCAUCCAUUUGCUCGUAUACAACUCGUGAUUAAAAAAUACUGAAUUGAGCUGUUGUCAUAACCUUCAACCAUUCUUUCCAUGCUUGCUUUUUUUUCGUAACGAAGAGCUUCAUUAGAGGGACCCAAGAAACGACCUUUUUAAGGACGCCUACGCGUAUUAAGGCGUUUGAUACACUUGUGAGGCAGCUUAUUGUUCCAUGUGGUAUUUUCUGGAAGAUAAGGCAUUUUCUCGUGACGCCAACUAGGGCCAAGAGUAUGCCUUAAUUACAUCCACUUACACAAUUCCUUUUUAUAAGUGGGACAUUCACACGCCUCACAGAUAGAACACAGAAGAAGAAAAACCGUUGCCGAACCGGGACUCGAACCAAGGACACCCAGAUCAUCAGGAAGAUGCGCUACCCCUAUGCGAGGGCGCUUGCGAAUAUUACCAUGUAUAUGAAAUCUACAUUUUUUAAUUACAUUGCUGUACUUUUUGUGGCGUAUGCAACAGUUACAUCAGCUGCUGUUAAUUCAGAACCAUGGUGGAAAAAAGUUGCAGCGAAACAAGGACCAAUGGUUUGUGCAGAAGAGCACGUCACCGGCAGUGACCGGAAGUUUUCUAUUCCUUGGACUGGAGGUAGCUUGUGCGGUUCUGAAACCAUCGUCCGCUUUUCUUGUUGUCCUGGAUAUGGAAGAACCGAGGGUGAACGGGGUUGCCCUUUAGUAAAACCUUUGAAGAACCUUGCUGAGACUGCUCAAGAAAUCGGAGCUUCCCAGUUUGUCAAACAAGCAGACCAGUCCGGCAUUCUUCCUUUGCUUACUAAUCGAGGUGCUUACACAGUGUUCGUUGCUCGAGAUGAUGCCUUUCAGUCUUUAACCAAAGAACAGGAAAAGGCUCUGAAUGGAAGCAAAAAGUCACGUAGCAGACCUUCAGUACUUUUGUACACCAUAACAGAAGGCAGAACAACUGCCGAAGAACUUCCGAAUUCCCUUUCUACGCUUUACAGAGAAGGAGCUGUAUCUGUAACAAAGUAUCCAAGUGGACUAAUUACAGUGAACUGCAUACCUUUGGUUGCUACUAAUAUUGAAGCCACCAAUGGGAUAAUACAUGUUACUGAAUCAUUGCUAUUAUCUUCUGGACGAAAUGCCAUUACGGAUCUCCUUGUCAAAACUCCAGGUUUGGGUACAACUGCCACAGCAUCAAAAAGGGCUCAACUCUCCAAUGAGCUAAGGGAUAAGAAAGCACUGACGUUCUUUGCCCCUACUGAUGAAGCUUGGAAAUCUUUGCCUGCUCCAUUCUUGGAGGCACUCAUGGAAGACUCGAAUUCAAUGAAAGUGUUGCUGCAGUAUCAUAUUGUCAAUACUGUUUGGUGCAGCAGAGUGAUAUCUGGUACAACUGAAUUGGAAACUUUGGAAGGCAGCAAGCUUCAGUUAUCAUGCAAUGAAACUGGACAAUAUGUCAAUGAAGCACGGAUACUUGAAAGCGACUUCACUACUCGGAAUGGAAUUUUGCAUAAAAUUGACUCGGUACUUAUUCCUAAUAGAGUUCGGUCUUUGGUGGAAUAUUUGGAGAUUCGGAGUAUGACCUAUUUCUUGAAACUGUUGGAUGUCAGUGGCAUCUACACUCUUCUUACUCGUCAAGCUCCAUACACGCUAUUUGUACCUCCAGACGAAGCAUUCGAAGCCCUUUCAAAUGAAACACUCUCGGAUAUACUAAGCCAGCCUUCACUGGCCAGAACAAUUGCAAGUUUUCAUGUAGUAUCUGGAAAACAACUUACUUCUAAUGCUAUCGAUGGACAAAAAUUAACUCCUCUCCAAAGUCAAGACCAAACAUUGAGAUUAAGGAUCCAUAAAAAGAGAUUAACAGUGGAAGCAGCUUUAGUAACAGAGCCAGAUUUGCAGCUUCGCAAUGGAAUUAUACAUAUUAUUGAUAAAGUUCUGAUCCCCCCAACAACUAGCAUUCUGGAUAGACUACAAGAAGGAAACUUCAGCAUCUUCACAGGCUUGUUAAAUCAAACAAAUCCUAACUUACUAAAACUUCUUGGAGAUUCAACAAAAACAUUUACUAUCUUUGCACCAAGUGAUGAUGCACUGAAUAUCACAAUGCCACCUGGAAUGUUACAACGUUUAGUAUUAGAUCCUGAAAUGCUGUACAAGACAGCAGCUCGUCACAUCUUGCCAGUAUUUGUUGUCAGCAGCACUUUGGAACUUCAUUUUACUUACUCAUACAAAGCUGCCAGUGAUGAAUUAAUUACUAUCACAAAGGAAAACAGUAAUGCUAUAACAGUUGCUCGUCUUGCCGAAGUUGUAUCAGGUGAUAUUUUGGCAACCAAUGGAGUACUGCAUGAAAUUUCAAGAAUGAUUCAAUUCUGAACAUAAAUAUAUCUACCUAUGUCAACAGAAAUACUAUUCCAAAAUGAAACGCCACAGUCGUUUUUUUUUCUCAAGUGAAUAAAAAAGGCAAAAUUA